UGGGGAAAGGAAAAAGAAAAAUGUACAGUAUUUGCAAAGAUAUUUUGGCACUCACAUACGCCUAUAUAUACACAUAGGAAUUAUUCUCCCAAGCAACACAAAUUUAAACAUCUUAUUAUCAAUAACACAUAACACAAAUCUUAAAAGCAUAUCACACCAAGCAUCCUAAAAUAUGAACUGGUGGUUAGCUAGAGCAACUGGUGGUACUGGCAAGAUCACAUAUUUCAAGGAAGAACCGCGAAGCCUCCAUAACGUAGCAUUGAUUAUAGGCGUGACAGGAAUUGUAGGAAACAGCCUAGCAGAGAUUUUGCCUCUCAAAGACACACCGGAUGGUCCAUGGAAGGUUUAUGGUGUGGCUCGACGUCCACGACCAAUGUGGAACGCUGAUAACCCUAUUCACUACAUUCAGUGCGAUGUUUCCAACCAAAACGAUGUUGAGUUGAAGCUCACCACAUUAACUGACGUGACUCAUAUAUUUUAUGUCUCGUGGACCAGCAGGUCCACAGAGGCUCAAAAUUGCGAGGUAAAUGGUUCCAUGUUAAGGAAUGUCCUUCGUUCUCUCAUCCCAAAUGCUCCAAAUCUUUGUCAUGUGUCCAUUCAGACAGGUGUCAAGCAUUAUGCAGGAUCAUUCGAAACUAUCGGUAAGAUCAAGCCCCAUGAAUCCCCCUUCACGGAGGAUGUGCCACGCCUCGACACACUCAAUUUCUAUUACACGCUAGAGGAUAUCUUAUUCGAAGAGGCAAGUAAGAAAAAAGGAAUGACAUGGUUUAUUAAUCGACCACAAGUUAUCUUUGGAUUUUCACCUUACAGCAUGAUGAACCUAAUCGGUACACUUUGUGUUUACGCCGCAAUUUGCAAGCAUGAGUGUGUUCCAUUAAGGUUUCCCGGAUCAAAAGGUGCAUGGGAGUGUUAUUCAACAGCUUCAGAUGCUAAUUUAAUAGCAGAACAACACAUUUGGGGUGCAGUGGAUCCUAAUGCAAAGAACAAAGCCUUCAAUUGUAGCAAUGGUGAUGUUUUCAAGUGGAAACAUUUCUGGAAAGUGUUGGCUGAUAAAUUUGGGAUUGAGAAUUAUGGAUUUGAGGAGGGUUUGGAGUUAAAGUUGUCGGAGGUGAUGAAGGAUAAGAGGGGGGUGUGGGAAGAAAUUGUGAGAGAGAAUGGGCUACAGCCCACUAAGCUUGAAGAUGUUGGAGAUUGGUGGUUUGCAGAUUUUAUGUUGAGAGUUGAGGGUGUGUUGGAUAGUAUGAACAAAGCAAAAGAACAUGGAUUCUUAGGAUUUAGGAAUUCUAAGAAUUCAUUCAUAAGUUGGAUAGACAAGACUAAAGCUUACAAGAUUGUGCCAUGAUCAUUUGGAUUUUGUAUUGUCAUAACUUGGCCUAGGAGGAGGCUCUUUUUAUUGUAGUAUUUUCUAUUUAUGUUUAUGGUGUUUGCUCUUUUUGUAAUAAUGUUGUGGCUUAAAGUAGUAGUUGAUUAAUAACAUUGUGUAGAAAGAAUAAUGAAAUACUUAUGAGCUACUGAAAUAUUGUACAUUAUAUAAGCUAUAAGAAAAAAAUAAAAAUAAAGAUGCUAAGUAUUGUGAUGCUUCAAGACACAGGAAACACUCAUGUUAAUUUUAUUUCAAUAUGUAUUAUAUAUAUUAUAUUAUAACCAUUACAUGGCACAGUAAUACAAAAACUAUAGCACACAAUAAUAUAUAAUCCUUGAGUGAACAUACCCAAGAAGCUAGCUAUAUCUAGCAAAGGCACAACCAGACCCAGUAAAGGCUGAUUAGUUUAUUUAGCUAUAUAGUAAUUUUUAUAUCAUAUAAUACUUUCACACACAUAUUAAAGGAUACAUAUAUAAGAUAUAAAAUCAAAAACACAAACCAUGCCACAAUUUCUCUGAAUCAUGGAAGGUUUUCGGCUUUAGGAUUAUCAGUUUUAGUUGCAGUGGUUUGGAGCUGAUCUUUGUUAGGAGGACACCACAACUUAAAGUAGUCACCAGGACAACCGGCGGGAUCAAUUUCACAACGAAAACAAAUGUUAUUCCACAACGAAAAACUUUGCAUCCACAAUGGUGGAGUUGCCUUUUGAGAUUCGUAAACUGGUCCGUCUUUCUCCAGUUGAUUGCCUCUACCCGCACCCUCAACACUAUAGCCAUUCAAAAUCGCGGCAACAAGGAGAACCAAAACAAGAAAAGCAAUAGUUUUUGCCAUUGUGUAUGAAAUUUGAUUAAGUAGUUUUAUUUUCCUCUUAUCAAUGUUGUUUUGCAUGGAAUGAAUUGUUGGCUCUAAAACACUCCAAUUUAUAGAACAGUUGAUUUCCUUAAAUGAGAAGAGAAUCAAUUAAAUUUGGCUUUGCGUGACAAAAUUAUUUUCACAAAAUUAAGGUAACUUUGUGGGAA
This is a messenger RNA of Trifolium pratense (red clover), 2379 nucleotides long. Its product is annotated as (S)-8-oxocitronellyl enol synthase ISY1-like. The transcript has 3 exons. The coding region runs from base 173 to 1342 and encodes 389 amino acids. The record is from RefSeq and is a predicted model, not a curated record. Lineage: Eukaryota; Viridiplantae; Streptophyta; Magnoliopsida; Fabales; Fabaceae.